Molecule: messenger RNA, 738 nt
Organism: Penicillium malachiteum
Lineage: Eukaryota; Fungi; Ascomycota; Eurotiomycetes; Eurotiales; Aspergillaceae
Product: Smr domain-containing protein
Exons: 4
Coding region: 1-738 (245 amino acids)
Source: RefSeq, a predicted model, not a curated record
AUGUCUCACGAAAUGUCCCACCUAGGCCCUCGUGCCUUUAACCACGAGCAGAGCAGCGACGCAGAGGCGGAGUACGACCGCCUCCGCGAUCUGGCGCGCCAGGAAGCCUCCAAGCGCGGUUCAUGCUUCUCGAGGUCCAAAGAAGCAUACUCAAGCGGUGAUGGAGCGCGCGCCAAGCAGCUUUCCGAGGAAGGGAAGGCGCAUGGUCGGAAGAUGGAGGAGUAUAACAAGCAGGCGUCGGAGUUUAUUUUCCGUGAGAAUAACGCUGAGGGACGCGUAGCUGCUGAUACUAUUGAUCUGCAUGGUCAAUUUGUUGAGGAGGCGGAGGAGAUUCUUGAGGAGCGGAUUAAGUAUGCGAAGGCGCAUGGACAGGAUCAUUUGCAUGUGAUCGUGGGUAAGGGUAACCACUCCGCAAACCAUGUGCAGAAGAUCAAGCCUCGCGUGGAGCAGGUUUGUCAGGAACUUGGUCUCCAGUAUGCGACUGAGGAGAAUGCUGGUCGUAUGUAUGUCAACUUGACUGGUGGCGAGGCGGUUAUGCCUCAAUACCCGCAGCACCAGGCACCACACCAGCAGUACCCUGGUCAGCAGCAGCAGCAGCAGCCUUACUCUGGUGGAUACCAGCAACAGCACCAGCAACAGCAACAACCUCAGCAGCAAGACGAGAUGGAGCAGGUGGUCAACGAGGUGGUGCCGAAGCUUUUGCAGAAACUGGAGAAGGCUUGCUGUGUUAUGAUGUAA